AUGAGCGCAAACGACCCUGGCUCGGCCCAGCGGCGGCGCAAUCCCGACUGGGCCGACUUCUACAAGAACGGCAUCCCGAGGGAGGUUAUUGUUAUUGACGACGACGACGACGAUGAGCCCCAGCCCCCGCCGCCGCGCCAGCCAGGCUCUGCACGCACUGCCCAAAGCGCAUCGGCACGCCAUACCGACAAGAAGCGCAAGACGGCCGCUUCGACAGCCUAUGAUCCCGUCUACAACCAGCACACGUCCUACUCGACUACCCAAACACCCUACUACGACUCGCCCAACCACUCCCUGUCUACGGACCGGACCACGUCUGCCCUGCAUACUACUGCGCACACCUCAUUGGGUUCGCAGGCCAGCAACGAUCACCACAUCUCGCCUCUCGACAACUCGGCGGCUGGCCAGAAGCGCAAGCGCACCCGCGCGGUAGUACAGGAUGAAGCCAAGCAGGCCAAAAGACGAGAGCUGGCAGACCAUGACGACCCCUUCAGUCUGUACCAGCCGCCUCCCAACCCAGUCAUCAAGGCAAAGGACGUGCAUGUGCAGGUCAUCCCAGAUAAAUCCUACACCAAGGACCAGAAGGUAGAUGAUGAAGAUGGUCACUACAUCGUAGUACCCGAUGCCGACCUCACAGAGCGAUAUCAAAUCACGAAGCUGCUCGGCCAGGGCACCUUUGGCAAAGUCGUCCAGGCCUACGACAGGCGCAAGGGCACCAACUGCGCCAUCAAGGUCAUCCGAUCAGUACCCAAAUACCGAGAUGCCAGUCGCAUCGAGCUAAGGGUAUUGUCCACACUGGCAUCCAAUGACAAGCACAACAUCAACAGAUGUAUACAUCUGCGAGACUGCUUCGACUUCCGAAACCACAUCUGCAUCGUCACCGAUCUCUACGGCCAAAGUGUCUUUGACUUCCUCAAGUCCAACGGCUUCGUCCCCUUCCCCAGCUCCCACAUCCAAAAGUUCGCAAAGCAACUAUUCACCAGUGUAGCAUUUUUGCAUGACCUUAACCUCAUCCAUACAGAUCUGAAACCAGAGAAUAUUCUUCUUGUCAACAACAAUUACCAAACCUUCACGUACAAUAGAACUGUACCCUCGUCUUCGACCACGAUCAACCGGACGGCUAGACAUCGCAAGGUCCUUCUUGACCCAGAGAUUAGACUCAUUGACUUUGGAUCAGCGACAUUCAACGACGAGUACCAUUCUUCAGUUGUAUCAACUCGUCACUACCGAGCACCUGAGAUCAUCCUUAAUCUUGGCUGGAGUUUCCCAUGUGACAUCUGGAGCAUAGGCUGCAUUCUAGUCGAGUUUUUCACCGGCGAUGCCUUGUUCCAGACACACGACAAUCUUGAACAUCUAGCCAUGAUGGAGGCUGUUUGCAGCGGCAAGAUUGAUCGGGACAUUGUGCGUGCGGUUUACAAGCAAGACCGCGGCUCAUCACGCAACUCGACGAGCUCCGCGGCGAGAUACUUCAAGAAUUACAAGCUAGACUACCCCAAUGCGGAGACAAACAAGGCGUCCAGGAAAUACGUCAAGGCGAUGAAGAAGCUACCUGAAACUAUACCCGCGCACACCGACUUCAACAGGCAAUUCUUGGACCUGUUGAGGCGGAUAUUCGUCUACGACCCAAAGAAGCGGAUCACGGCCAAGGAAGCACUACAACACCCUUGGUUUAAGGAAUCACUCAUGGACGACGGAACCGAAGCGCACAAGAUCCGACUGGAGCGGGAAAAGAAGGCGCGCCGAAUGGAAGAGGAUCGUCGUUACCGCGAACAACAGCGAGCGUAUUGAGCCAACUAAGAUUUGACAUGCACAAUGGUGUACGCGUCAUAUAGAUAUCCAGCUCCGCCGCGUAGGCUACGGGUACGAUAACGGUUGCGGGGUUAUCUUUUGCUUCUCAUCUACUGCAUUUACGACAGCGACAUGACACAAGGGGAGUGGUCACCCUAGGUUCCACGCAGGGCUUAUUGGCGUUAUACGUGUCACUGUUAUCUUGGAUUACCAAUUAUUCUCGUCUUCUCUAUCUUCAGCGAGUGUGGAAAAGUACUCUGACGCUCUUGUCGAUGACAUUCAGCGUGAGAGCGAAAACAUUAUACCACUGUUACUGUGUGUAGCCAUGGGGCGGAGAUGCAGUGUGCUAGGCAGUGGGUCGGAAGCUUUGCGUAUCUUCAUAGAAGCGCUAGCUGUAGAUGUAGCCGACAGGAUUUGUGCUGGUGGCUGGCAGCAUUGUAUAAUUUAGGACUCAUAGCAAAGGUGCUUGGGGCAAUGUAUUGAGUAUCACGGGCAACUGAACAAGCUGCAUCUAAUCAAGGGACCGAAUGUCUCACUUUUGACCGCAUUUUGGCGCCA
Molecule: messenger RNA, 2346 nt
Organism: Pyrenophora tritici-repentis Pt-1C-BFP
Lineage: Eukaryota; Fungi; Ascomycota; Dothideomycetes; Pleosporales; Pleosporaceae
Biological process (GO): regulation of RNA splicing; protein phosphorylation
Cellular component (GO): nucleus
Molecular function (GO): protein serine/threonine kinase activity
Source: RefSeq, a predicted model, not a curated record